Cajanus cajan (pigeon pea) is the source of this 2273-nucleotide messenger RNA. Its product is annotated as interactor of constitutive active ROPs 4. NCBI's taxonomy places the organism in Eukaryota, Viridiplantae, Streptophyta, Magnoliopsida, Fabales, Fabaceae. The record is from RefSeq and is a predicted model, not a curated record.
GGUUGCUUAUAUAUAUGGGGUCACAUAAAUUCUUUUUUUGCCUUUCUUGGGGUCAUUGUUUUUAAUUGACUCGAGUUUUAAACCGUGGACCAUUGUUUGUAUUAGGUUGCAUUUACUCCUUAUGAACACAUGCAACAUUUACAGCACUUACUCGCUUUUAAACAAAGCAAAAAGCACUGAAUAAAGUAGCCUCUGACCCUGCAUGCUUUCUUGCUCUUUGGGGUGGUAUUAAAGGCAUACUUUUAUAGCAUGUCAUGGUUUGAGCAGGACCAGUGUGCAAUGUGGGGUUGCUUUAUUCAUAUUUUUCAUCUCUUCUUGAUUUUUCCGAAAGGGUCAUCUACCUUCCUAGUUUCUAGUGGAAGUUAAAUUUUGGUAUCUUGGGUUUAAAUCAAUUGCCUUUUAGUUUAAUAGUCACGGUUGUAGUGAGUUGGCUCCUUUAUGAUAAUGUGGGUUCAACUUAAAGGUCAUAAAUGCACAUGGCCAUUGUGAUUUUCUUUGUCAUUCUAUAUCUCUUACCUAAUUAUGGGUUGGAGGAGGUUGAGGCUAGAUGGGGGAAUAUAAAAGCCUAACUGCUAUUAACAAGAAAUCACUCCAUUUGCUUCAUCGAGUGCUUUCAAGGGCGUUAGUGAAAUCUUGAAGAAUGUUUUUUCAUUGGCAUUUCUCUGCUGUUAAAUAAAGCUAGUGAAUACAAAAGUUCUAAAGACGUUCCAUGGUCUUAUUCUCUACCCCUUUUAUUUUAAAUGCAGGUGAAACAUUUUUAGCCAACAAAUCCUUCCAAGUGUCCCAUCAUUUUCCAUCUUCCAGAUUCAAAUGCCAAGAUCAAGGGGAUCUGAUUUGCCUCAGAGGCAGUCUCCAAGAGGUCCACAUCAACUCCGGACAUCAAGUUCUGACUCUGAUCCGUUGCAUCAUCGACCGAUUGCUGACCGAAGUCCGAAGCUAGGAGAGCGCCGUUCCCCAAGAGGCACUCAAUCUGAGGCACUAAAUCAGAAGAAGCUAGGAACUCGCAUUGCAGAUUUGGAGUCUCAGCUUGGUCAAGCACAAGAAGAGUUGAAAGUUCUAAAGGACCAACUAGUUUCUGCUGAAGCUGCAAAGAAAGAAGCUCAAGAUGAGCUAGUGAAGAAAGCUGUGCAAUCAGUAGUGGUAGAGAAGUUCCAAGAGAAGUGCACUUCCAAGAAUGCUCAAGAGACUAACAAAACUGAAACCAAACCCCAACAAAUUGUACCUGAUGACAACCAACAAGAGACUGAUGUGUUUGAAGUUCCAAUUGAGAAGUUGACAAUUGAGUUCAUCAAGCCUGCUGACAAAUCAGAAAAGGAAACUCAACCAUUUGAAGACUCGAAUGCACCAGCAGUAUCAAAGCCUUCUGUGGAGGAACAUGAACUCACACUAAAGAAUGAUGAGAUUGCAUUGUUGAAAUCCAGUUUGGAAGAGAAGGGGAAGGAGUUAGAGUCCAUGAGUAAUGAAAAAGAGAAUCUGAAGAACCAACUGAAUGCAGCAGUUUCAAAAGUGUCAGCUGCUGAAACCAAGGAAGAAGGAAUGACCUUGCAGUUGAAGCAACUGAGAGAAGAGUUGGAAGCUAGUAAAGUCAAUGCAGACAAGUUAGAUGAGAAGUUGAAAUCUGUGGAAGCAGAAAAGGAGGGGUUGGAAUCAGAGAUGAAGAAGCUGAGGGUGCAAACUGAGCAAUGGAGAAAAGCAGCAGAUGCUGCAGCUGCAGUGCUUGCUGGGGGUGUGGAUAUGAGUGCAAGGAUUCCUGAAAGGUGUGGCUCCAUGGAUAAGCACUUUGGUGGCACAUUUGAGACACCUGCUGGUAGGUACAAUGGAUAUGUGGGGUCUCCUGGCAUGGCUGAUGACUUGGAUGAUGGUUUUGGAAGUGGAAAGAGGAAGGGUUCUGGGAUUAGAAUGUUUGGUGAUUUAUGGAAGAAGAGGAGCCAGAAGUGAUUUCUGGCUUUUAUAUUCAGUGAGUGAAUUAGCACCACAUUAACUAAGGUCAUAUUUUGAUGGUAGCAGAAACUGCAAAAACAAUUGCUUACUGUUUUGCAUUUUCUGUUAUCCUGGUCAUUUCUGGUAUUAUUAAAGCCACUAAGCGUGUUGUGCUACUGUUGCAUGAUAUGUGCAAGUUAGUGAUGUGAACUUUUUGAAAGAUGGAUUAUAUAUUUCACUUCUAUGCUGAGAUGAAGCCACUUUUCUUGAAAGGCCUGUGUUUAGGCAUAUUAUCUUGUUUGCACUGUGCUUUGGAGUUAAUGUCUUAAGUAACAUGCUUCAUUUUAUGUUAA